Propithecus coquereli (Coquerel's sifaka) is the source of this 772-nucleotide messenger RNA. Its product is annotated as platelet-derived growth factor D-like. The transcript is spliced from 4 exons. The coding region runs from base 32 to 772 and encodes 246 amino acids. The record is from RefSeq and is a predicted model, not a curated record. Lineage: Eukaryota; Metazoa; Chordata; Mammalia; Primates; Indriidae.
AGCGACGCUGUCCCUAGGUCGCUAAUCCCAAAUGCACCGGCUCAUCUUCGUCUACACUCUAGUCUGCGUAAACUUUUGCAGCUAUCGGGACACUUCUGCAACUCCGCAGAGCGCAUCCAUCAAAGCUUUGCGCAACGCCAACCUCAGGAGAGAUGACAGCAAUCACCUCACAGACUUGUACCGAAGAGACGAGACCAUCCAGGUGACGGGAAACGGCCACGUGCAGAGUCCUCGCUUCCCCAACAGCUAUCCCAGGAACCUGCUCCUGACCUGGCGGCUCCGUUCCCAGGAGAAAACGAGGAUACAGCUCGCGUUCGACAACCAGUUUGGAUUAGAGGAAGCAGAAAAUGAUAUCUGUAGGUAUGAUUUUGUGGAAGUUGAAGAUAUAUCUGAAACCAGUACCGUUAUUAGAGGACGAUGGUGUGGACACAAGGAAGUUCCUCCAAGGAUAACAUCAAGAACAAACCAAAUUAAAAUAACAUUCAAGUCCGAUGACUACUUUGUGGCUAAACCUGGAUUCAAGAUUUAUUAUUCUUUUGUGCCAAGUGCUAAAGGCAGGCACACUCAGUACUGUCAACUUGUGGAAUCAGAGUCUGGGAGAGAACCCGAGACCAGCCACAUGUGCCAUAGCGGCUCCCUAGCCAGUCUGCUGAGUGAGGGAGGCGUUCCUUUCCCCAACCUGGAUGGAUAUCAAGAGGCCGUUGAAGAGUCAGGAUCUUCCAUUUUGCUCAGCACAGGUGUUCCUGUUACUGAGGAGACAGAGUCAGAAUGA